AUGGAUAUCUCUUGCAGCGAAAAGCCAGUCCUCGAAGUACCACCAGGGGUUGGUCUCCCCACCAUCAACUCGGAGAAUCUUCGUACUUCUGCUUUGAUGGACCAGAAUACGCGCCAGCCUUUCACCCAACGACACUUGCAUGUUGUCGGCAAGCGCGCAUAUGAACUCGCCGUUUCGAUCUAUCUUGUCACCACUUUCCCCGGUGUCUCCAACGUUAGAAUGACGGUACUCCAUGAGAAGUUAACUACUCUCCAAGAAGUCAUCUCAUUGUCCUCCCAGCUUGAACUUCAUAAGAGCUUGUAUCAGUACGGUGGCACAUUGGGCGAUAAGUCGAUGUCCAAUGCUUUCUACGCCUGGAUGGGCGCUGUUCUUGUCGAAAGCGGGAUUGCUCCUGUUUGCAAGUUCUCCGCCACAGUUCUCGAACACAACCACCAAAAGAUCCAAAGUCUUGGUGUCGAGCCUGAUAAUGGGGCAUCCAACAGAGUCAUCCUUGGUAACAUCGGUGUUCAAGCCGGCGUCAUGAUUGGCAACCAGGAAAACGAUGAUAUCGAUGGAAUGGAGCUCAUGGAGGUCACUCAAACUUUGGCUGAUAAAUCGGUAAGAUUAUCAAUCGAGCUCGCCGAUGGUACCGAAAUAAAGAAGCUGACCAGGAAAAUAUUUGCUUUCAGCCUUCUAAGCGACUCUUUGAUUAGCGAACCAGGAGAAACCCCCUCGCUUGCCGGGUCAGAGACGAUGAAGCGCAGAAAGUUGGCCCGGCCAAAAUUUGCCCCCUUGGCCUUCGAGUAA
Messenger RNA from Orbilia oligospora ATCC 24927, 786 nucleotides. RefSeq lists its product as uncharacterized. Lineage: Eukaryota; Fungi; Ascomycota; Orbiliomycetes; Orbiliales; Orbiliaceae. Gene Ontology annotation, molecular function: ribonuclease III activity. Gene Ontology annotation, biological process: RNA processing. The record is from RefSeq and is a predicted model, not a curated record. The transcript has 3 exons. The coding region runs from base 1 to 786 and encodes 261 amino acids.